Messenger RNA from Hydractinia symbiolongicarpus, 2746 nucleotides. RefSeq names its product dynein regulatory complex subunit 7-like. Gene Ontology annotation, cellular component: motile cilium. The record is from RefSeq and is a predicted model, not a curated record. Bases 199 to 2646 code for a protein of 815 amino acids. Gene Ontology annotation, biological process: cell motility. NCBI's taxonomy places the organism in Eukaryota, Metazoa, Cnidaria, Hydrozoa, Anthoathecata, Hydractiniidae. The transcript has 18 exons.
GUUUGCAGGAAAACGGUUUCUCUCGUCAAGUGUUAUGUUAAUAGGGAAACCGAGUUUGAUUCGCACUAGUUUCUUCAUUACAUACGUUCCGUAAAAUAAACAUAAAAACGAAAUCGAAAGUGUUACCAAGACAAAUCGUCAUUAAAUAAAAAUGACCAUCUCGCAGAAACACGCCGCCAUGCUCGAACAGACAAAAAAAUGGAAGAAUUACGUGAAGAAUUGGAAAACAUAGUCGUUUCUCCCCCAAGUCUUGUAUCUUUAAGUAAACAUAAAGAUUCUUUUGGAAAUUUGCCAUUGUCAUAUAAAGAAAACAAUGCGAAAGAAAUAUUUAUGCUGACAUGUUGUGAAAACUUUCAACGCCAGUAUAGUCAUUUAUAUCGUGAUCGCAAGCAUUUAUUUCUUUCACCAAAAAAUGAAUGUGGAGUUGAGAAAUUUAUUUGCACAACUUUGCGUAUAACUCAGCUAAAAUUUACUGAAGUUUACAAUUAUGAUGGUUGUGCAGAAUUUGUUGCUGAUUACCUAAACUUUGAGCCUUUGGAUCCACCAAUUGACCUGCCUUUAGUUUUGCCAUCUCCAACAACUGUGUUGUCAAGGCAAUAUGGUAACUGUUUUGAUUACUGUAAUCUGCUAUGCUCAUUGUUAAUUGGGAGUGGAUACGACGCCUAUUGUGUCAGUGGUUAUGCAUCACGAGAAGUAACUCUGAUGGAUGAAACACGAGAAAUAUGCCCUUUCUUAAACAAACCUCAACAGGUUGGAAAUGAAAAAAAUAAAAAUGUUUCCAAUAAGUAUGCUGUGAAACCACCUAAGGAUCUUCAAAGUAAAUUUGAAGCUAAAAUGGAAGAAAAGAAGCGAAAAGAAGAAGAAGACAAAGAGCAAAAAUUGUUAGAAGAAGAAAAACAAAGAAUUAUGGAAUUGGAAAGACCUCCUAUCGAUAAGUUGCAUGGGUUGAGGGUUCAUUGCUGGAUAUUAGUUUUGUCUGGCAAAAGGGAAGUUCCAGAAAACUUUUACAUUGAAAGCUUAACUGGUAAAGUAAAGCCCCUUGAUUUUACUGGUUACUUAGGAGUUGAAAGUAUUUGGAAUCACCGGAAUGUUUGGGUUAAUAUGCAAGACUGCUCACAAGGAGUAAAGAACAUGUCAUACGAUUUGGGUGAUGCUGCCAAAUGGGAAUCAAUGUUUCCAAGCACUGAUAAACCAUUACUAGUCAUUCCUGAUGUAAACGAGAACUUGCUAGAGCUUGAUGAAGAAGAGGAAGAUGUAGAAGAAAGCAUUGAUGUCCCUCCAUCUUGGGUGGAAAAAAUUGAAAUAUCAUCUAAAGAUUUCUACACUCGAUGUCCACAUGGUAAAAAGACAGUUCUGUAUAAGAAAGCAAAGCUGGAAAAGUAUUGUGAGUAUUUGAACAAGGAUGGAUUGGUCUCAAGGAUUUCAAUAACGAGUGAUAACGAAUUGAAAAACGUGAUAGAAGUUGAAGAGUUGUACAAAAAUCGUGCUGAUAAAUUGGAAAGAAAAGUUCAUAAUAUGAUUUCUGGGUGGAUAACAGAGUACUACCUACCAGGACGAACGCAAGCAUUAAAAGAACAUUUGUACAAAGCUUCAUCUCCAGAAUCGGAAAGAAUAUUUACGUUCUAUGCAAGCGCGAGGGUUGACGGUUUAAGCCGAAGAGAAGAAUCUAGUAAAGAAUUAACGGAAGUGUACACUGGAAGGGAAGAUUUCUUAUGCUACAGACACGCUGCGUUCCAAGACCGGGUGAAGAAAUUUGGACCACAAGGUUCCAACGCAAGACCAGUGGCUAAAAUGGUCGAGCGUUUUGAACGCAAUUCAGCAAAGAAAGCUAACUCAGAUGUAGCUGAGAGAUCGUUUCUUGUGGCGGAAGACCGAGUUUCCGUCAAAUUUCAUUUGGAGAAUCAGAGAAUCACAGCCUCGACUCGAGAGUUCAUGAAACCACCUAAUUUUUCUUUCGACAAAACAUCGCAACUUCAAUACACACCAGAUAUGACGAAUGCGUUUCAGGUUGAUCCACAGGCGGAACCAAUGAAGGAAUUGGAUGUGUACAACAUGAUGGUUGAACUUUUACAUGCGGAAAAAAAAUGUUUAGAUAAGAUUCGAGAAUCAGAAGAAGAGACGCGAGAAAUUUUGGAGGAAAGAAUAAACAAAGAAGCUAAUCCUGUGUUAUUAGUGUCUGUGUACGAUACAGAACGAAACGAGAAAGCGAAAUUACGACGACAAGAACUAGAAAGACAGGAAAAAGAAGACGAAUUACGAAAACGUGAUGCAGAACUCGACUAUUUGGCGCCAUUUUUAGCAAGAAUCGGUAAUCCUGAUCGCCUCACGCGAAACGACGCCUUCAAAGUGAAAGAACAGUGCUUGAACGACCUCAAACAAAGAUUGAUUGACAAGGCUAACUUGAUACAAGCCCGCUUUGAAAAGGAAACCUCAGAGCUUCAAAAAAAGCAAGCUUGGUAUCAAGAAAACCAGAUGAGUAUGUCCAAAGAAGACGAAGAAGAUUAUUUAAAUUUCUGUAGCGAAUCGAUGUUCAGAAUACACAUUCUAGAGUUAAGGCUGAACAGACACAAGGAAAUGGCGCCUCACAAGUACAUGCAGUUGGAUGAAAAGUUGAGGAAAGAUCAACGCUUAUCCGAUAUGAUAUGACACGUUACAUAUUAAUAUUUGUGUAUUUUCCGUUUGAUAUUUGUAUUAAGUGUUAAAGGCUUAAAUAGUUUUAUGAUUAGUAAUAUAUAUUAACUAUAAA